AUGUCAAGACCAAAUGGGCGACAGGCAAGACGUCAAAAUGGCGUGAAAUUACCAUUUGCAUUGGAGAGAGAGUUGGGCCUAGAGAACAAGUCACAGGGAUGGCGACCGCAGAAUGGCGCGCUGAGGAACAGAAAAGAACAGCGCAAGGCUGAACGCCUGGAGAAGAAGAAGCGUAGGGAAGUUUCGAAGCCGGAAAGGAGAGUGGAAGAUCAUCAAGACGAUGAGGACGAGGACGAGCAAUAUGGGGAGAGCGAGGAAGAUUCUCUGCCAGCGCCGCCGACUAUGAAGAGAGUCUCAAAGAAAGACGAGGCCACGCCAAAGAGCAUAUUGAAGAAGCCGAAACAUCGAUCGCCCUCACCCUCAAAAUCGAUAUCUGUUGAAGACGACACGGGUCGAUCACGGUCCUUGUCGCCUGGCCUUGUUUUAGAUGUGUCCUCGAGAGCCUUCAGAGACCGAGCGGCGCAGGACGAUGCAGAGAUCAGUGCGCUUGAGAGAAAACUCGGGCUGAAGAAGAGAGCCAGAGCAAAGUCUUUCACUGAAGAUGGUCUGGAUGAUCUGCUUGAAGGUCUAGACGAGGAGGAGAGCGGACACAAGGACGCGAACGAAGAAGACGACUGGCUUGAGAGUAAGAGGAGGAAGACAGCACAUCGGGAUGAGGACAACGACGAAGGUCUUGAUGUUGACGAGGACGACAGUGCCAGAUAUCUAGAUAUGGAUGAAGACGACUUGUCAGAUGAAGACCUUGAGGGAUUUACCGAAGACGAUGAAGAUGAAGAUGAUUUUGAGGGUUUCGCAUCAGAAGAGGAACAUAGGCCCCAGACUCGACCCGCGAAGGUUCGCGAGAACCCUUACGUUGCUCCUGUUGCAGCGAAUGCAUCUGGUUCCAAAUAUGUCCCUCCGUCGCUGAGGAAAGCGCAAAAUUCUGAGGGAGCGUCUCUAGAGAGACUAAAGCGUCAACUUCAAGGACACCUGAACAAGCUAUCCGAAGCCAAUCUCAUAUCUAUACUUGACGAGGUUGAGAAGGUCUAUCAGUCGAAUCCCAGACAAGACGUCACAUCUGUUCUCAUUGAAAUGCUUCUGACCCAAUUCAGCAGCAAGUCGACUCUUCAGAAUACAUUCGUUAUCCUCCAUGCAGCAUUUUCAGCAGCCGUCUACAAAGUGAUUGGGGUAGACUUCGGUGCAGAGCUACUUUCACAACUUGUGGAUCGCUUCGACCUAUAUCAUGGCGACGAGGCAGCUGGAAAGGAAGCAUUGAAUCUAAUCAGUUUGUUGUCCAACCUGUUCACAUUCAACGUUGUGAGCAGCACAAUUAUCUUCGAUCAUAUCAGGCUCUUGCUUGAGGAGUUGACCGAGAACAACACCGAAUUACUACUUCGAAUUGUCCGUGACUCUGGACCACAGCUUCGACGAGAUGAUCCAUCGUCACUAAUGGCUAUUGUUCGAUCGAUGGCGAAGACAGUUGAGAAGAUGAACGCAGCGGGAGAGAAAAUAAGUGCAAGAACUAGGGUUAUGAUGGAUAUGAUUACAGAUCUAAAGAACAACAAAUUGAAGACUACGAGCAACGUGGGUCUUGCCAGCGAGCACAUCACACAGAUGAGGAAAGCGCUGGGAAGUCUUAACAAUCGUGCCUUGAGAGCAUCGGAGCCGCUACGGAUUACUCGAGAUGAUAUCAAGAACAGCGACAAGAAGGGCAAAUGGUGGCUUGUAGGUGCGAGUUGGAAAGGGAAUGAAUCAGCUCGUGCCAUAGAUGACCUUACCGAGACAACCACCAUCUUUGAGGGUGAACUUGAAGAUGAAAACGAUGGCUCGGUUGAUUUGGUCGCUCUUGCUCGAGAGUAUGGGAUGAAUACAGAUGUCAGGCGGUCCAUCUUCGUGGCUCUAUUGUCGGCCGUGGAUUACAAGGACGCUCAUGUCCGCCUAAUGAAGCUUCGUCUCAAACAAAACCAAGUGCAAGAGAUCCCGAGAGUUCUACUUCGUUGUGCGGCCGGAGAGAAUCCCUACAACCACUACUACACGCUGGUGGCUAAGAGACUGUGCCUGGAAAAGCGCUUGCGUAAAGCAUUUCAAUUCGCCUUGUGGGGAUUUUUCAGGAGGCUAGGUGAGAACGCAGACAUUGACGAUGAUACGAACGACGAUGGAGAUCAAAACGUCGAGAUGAACGAGAUUGCGAACCUGGCAAAGCUGUAUGCUCACCUUAUCCUCGAUGGAGGUGUGACUAUUGGUGUGCUCAAGGUGCUCGAUUUGGCAUACAUCAAAGAACGAACAAGCAUGUUUGUCGAGUUGUUGCUUAUCAUGAUCAUGAUUGAGGCCAGGAAUUCGAAGAGCGAUUCUUUACCGAAGUUGUUUGAUCGAGCAAUCGAGACACCUCAGGUCAUCAAACGUUUGCAAUACUUUGUCAAAAAGAAUGUCCGACACUCUGACCUGAUAUCAAAGUCGGACAAGGAUACGGUCAAAAGGGGCUGCAAGGUGGCAUUGGACACACUCUCACGCCUAGAGCCCGGGACCAAUGUUAUGGGCGACUGA
Exophiala oligosperma is the source of this 2523-nucleotide messenger RNA. RefSeq lists its product as uncharacterized. The record is from RefSeq and is a predicted model, not a curated record. The transcript has a single exon. Gene Ontology annotation, cellular component: nucleolus. Lineage: Eukaryota; Fungi; Ascomycota; Eurotiomycetes; Chaetothyriales; Herpotrichiellaceae. Gene Ontology annotation, molecular function: RNA binding; protein binding. Bases 1 to 2523 code for a protein of 840 amino acids. Gene Ontology annotation, biological process: ribosomal small subunit biogenesis.